Molecule: messenger RNA, 561 nt
Organism: Cyprinus carpio (common carp)
Lineage: Eukaryota; Metazoa; Chordata; Actinopteri; Cypriniformes; Cyprinidae
Product: proline, histidine and glycine-rich protein 1-like
Exons: 3
Coding region: 67-339 (90 amino acids)
Source: RefSeq, a predicted model, not a curated record
UGCAGACCAAAGUCAACCCCUGUCAUAAUCAGUUAUGAGACCACAGAUUUGCCUGCCAACCACAUCAUGCAGAUGGGCCAGCCGGACUCCUCUGCAGUGGCCCAGCCGGUUAGUUCAGUCAUGUACAUGCUGCCAGCAGCACAUGGCUUAGUAACACCUGCUCCUCUGCCAAAUUGUGGUCUUUUCCCAAAUGCAUCUCCACCAAUCUACAGUCCAGUGCCAACUACACCUCCACCCAGCUACGAUAAACUCUCAGAUGCACCACCACCAAACUAUGGUCCAGUUGCAAGAACACCUCCACCAGCAUAUGAGUAUGAAGAUUUACAGACCAGAAGAUGAACUAGAUCUCAGACGCAAAUUGAAAUGUUUGAAGUUUACACAAUUUAUGGUGUUGGAUUAUGGCGAAUGUAAAACCAAAACUGAUACUUGUGUAAAUCAAAUGGAUGAGAAACACGCAUCAGAGUCCUUUGUUUCGAUCGUUUUGUUUUCACCCAAAUGUAUAAUGUUCUGUUGGAUAUGAUUAUACAUAAUACAUUGUUUUUUGUUUGUCAGUUUUCUUAA